AUGAUCCGUUUACCACCGGUUGAGAUAAAUGCACAAGCCGAUCCAGGUUGGGGCACACCUUCAACGGAUAGGAUAUUGAAGACCGCAGGUUGGUUUGACGACCUUGGCCCCAUUCCGUUGGCUUAG
This is a messenger RNA of Echinococcus granulosus, 126 nucleotides long. RefSeq lists its product as hypothetical. The coding region runs from base 1 to 126 and encodes 41 amino acids. NCBI's taxonomy places the organism in Eukaryota, Metazoa, Platyhelminthes, Cestoda, Cyclophyllidea, Taeniidae. The transcript is spliced from 2 exons. The record is from RefSeq and is a predicted model, not a curated record.